AUGGACGCCGACGAGCAAGUCUCUGAGGAAGAAUACAAAGCUCUCCUCUCCGAACACCGUGCUUGGCAACUGGUCAGGUCGAUCUAUGAGAACAAGAUACAUCGCGCAGACCCUGGGUAUGAGCUGCCAGACUCGGCGAGGCAGAUCGUGGAGAAUCCGUAUACGAGCCCGGAAGAGCUGGUGCAGAGCAUGAUUGUGGAAGACCCAGAGCUCUCUUUAUGGGCGACUCUCGUCGAACACCUCCAAACGAGACCUCUAUUGACAGCUUCGCCAUACCUCGAAAUCCGCCACGGCUACCUCCCAUCCACCCUCCGCCAAGCCCGCACCAACCCCCAACGACCCUCCUCCCUAGACCCCGACUUUACCCUCCGCGACUCCCAAGGUGCCGCCCUCGCCGGCGAAGACCAAACAUACCAACCUCCCUUCCUCGACUUGCUAUUCAACCUCGUGCGCUACGGCGAGCUGGAGAAUGCUAUCAAAGUGUGCGAACAAUGUGGGGAGCCGUGGAGAGGCGCGAGCUUGAUGGGUGUGCGGCGCUGGGCGAUGGGGGGGAUGGUGGAAGGGUCCGAGCCGGGGGGGAUGACGGGUAAUAGGUAUCGCGCGCUGUGGAAAAAGUCGUGUCGGACGAUAGCCAAGAACCAUACCCUCCUUCCUGCUGAGCGUCAUCUCUAUGCGGCACUCAUAUCCGAUCUCCCCACGCUGCUGCCGGCGUGUGAGAACUGGGAGGACUAUCUCUGGGCGCAUGUGCAGCAUAGGAUUGAGGCGAGGUUGGAGAAGCGGUGGCAUGAGCUCGGCGGGUUUUGGGAGGGAGAGGCGGGGGUGGGGAAGGAUCAGGCGGAGGAGGUGGAGAUGGCGAGAGGAGGGUUGGAGGAGGUGUUUGAGAGUAUGCGGGGAGUUGGGAAGGCGGGGAUCGCGGAUGAGAUGACGGACCCGUAUCAUGUGGCUCAGCAGAUGAUCUUGCUUGGACGUACCGAUGCGCUCUUCCACUCUUUCGCUGAUCAGAUCAUUGACCUCGGAGAAGCCAUGGCCCCAGAACUGUUCAGCUCUCUUCUUCGAUUCUUCACCCACCUCGCUAUCGUCCUUCGGACUCUCAACCAACCGGUACCCCCGUCCGCCGCCAAUAUCAUCAUCCAGGCAUACCUCAGCGUGUUGGAAAAGGAAGGAAACGACAAGCUUGUGGCUAUGUAUGCUGCUUGCUUGAGAGAAGGUAGCGGUGAGGAGAGUUACGCGAGGUUCUUAUGGUCGAUGGACCCGUCAGCGAGCAAAGAAGCGCGCUCCGAAGCGCUCCUUCGCGCUCAGACACAUUCCCUCGACACCGCGCUCAUCGCCCGAGAAACCGUCCGCCUUUCCCUUGAAGAAGCGAUACCGACUUCUCUAUCGACUGCUUUCGUCGAGCCGGACAUCCUGCCGCUCUCAGUCGGCUUGACGGAGCGGGAUGUGGGUUUGAUCAGGUCGAUCGAGUGGUUGACAUUCAUUGGCGAGACUGGAGAAGAUGUUGUUGUUCUAGGUAAUCAGCUUGUCAGAUUCUUCCUGUCGCAAGGCCAGGCGAAUGCUGCGCAGUCACUCUUACUCUCCCUGCCAUCGCUUUCGCAGGAGAUCGCCUCGGCUGCUCAUCUGCGCACCCAUCUCCUCGAACUCGCCUCGUACAACCGCCUCUUCACACUCUUCACCUCCUACACUUCCCUCUCCGACGUCAUCCUCCGCAAACCUCUACCAACAGCUGGUAAAGUGCAAGUGCACAGUUGGCGGAAGGAUGUCGGCGAAGCGGUUGAAGAAGUAUGGAAGGGUACAGUCGGGCUCGUUGAAGACGGAUGGCUCGAGCUGCCCCACGCUGAGACUGAUGACGAAGAAGACGAGGGAGAAGGCGAAGAAGAACGUCAAAGACAGCUCAAACUCAUCCGACACAUAUUCAUCCCCGACCUCAUCCUCCGCCUACAUUCCACCCUCAUCGCCCAAUCGUCCCUCUUCCCAACGUAUCUCCAGAAAGCGCUUCAGCUGGCGACUAUUGUCGCGGACGCGAAGUACAGGGUGUAUGAAGGGUUCUUGCCGCUUUCGGCCACCUCGCAAGGGGCGGGGGCGGGGGUGGGGAGGGAGAAGGUGCCGAGGCUGGAGGUGUACCUGGAUAAGAUGAGGGAGGUUGCUUUGGAGGCGUUGAAGUCGGGGAGUGGGAGUGCGUUCAGGGUGAAUACUCUGUAG
Molecule: messenger RNA, 2196 nt
Organism: Cryptococcus wingfieldii CBS 7118
Lineage: Eukaryota; Fungi; Basidiomycota; Tremellomycetes; Tremellales; Cryptococcaceae
Product: nuclear pore complex protein Nup107
Exons: 5
Coding region: 1-2196 (731 amino acids)
Biological process (GO): protein import into nucleus; regulation of DNA-templated transcription; mRNA export from nucleus
Cellular component (GO): nuclear pore outer ring; nuclear pore
Molecular function (GO): structural constituent of nuclear pore
Source: RefSeq, a predicted model, not a curated record